This is a messenger RNA of Myxocyprinus asiaticus (Chinese sucker), 2157 nucleotides long. Its product is annotated as E3 ubiquitin-protein ligase TRIM39. Gene Ontology annotation, molecular function: protein binding. The record is from RefSeq and is a predicted model, not a curated record. The transcript is spliced from 10 exons. The coding region runs from base 127 to 1428 and encodes 433 amino acids. Lineage: Eukaryota; Metazoa; Chordata; Actinopteri; Cypriniformes; Catostomidae.
GAAUUCAUUCAGUUUUUCUGAAAGUUAAUAUGCAUUGAUGAUAUAGUGGUUUGGAUUUUUAUUAUUUUGUGAAAACUUUUGAGUAAAACUGUCCCUCUUAUAGGAGAACAGUCAAAGCCGUUCAAAAUGAAGAGCAUCCUUAAGGACAAAACACUACAAGUGAAUCUGGAGAUGCAGAGUCACUCUAUUGGGGCAGUACGCUGGACGUUACCUGAGGAAGACGUUCAGGCCCACAGUUCUGCUCCCAGCAGCCCCUUCAAGAACAGUGGUGCUUUCUCUACACGCUCACAGCAAAGGCAACGCCAGCAGGGCCUGAAGGACCUCCGCAGUUUGCAAGAGUGCAUCAGAUUCAUCAACCAUUGGAAGGAACAGGUGGCACAAGUUUGUAAGACAGGGAAUGAUGGCGGUGAAGGGUGCAGCAAAUGGACAGAAAAGCAGACAGACCCCAAAACUGAGCGUAGUCUUGAAGAGAGCCGGAAGCUUAUUCUGCUGUGGGCCACUGAACUUAAAAGUGUAGACAACCUGUCUAAAGAUCAUCCAUGGGUGAAAGAGAGAUUUGAUCAAGAAGAAGAGGAAGACACAAAGCAUGAUAAGGAUCAGAAUGAGGUGGUGGAGAAGAGGAUCAUGGAGUGGGCGAAAGAGCUACAGAGUGUGUCAGAGAGCUGUGGAAUGCUGGGAGAUGAGCUGGGACAGAUGUUGCGUCUCCUGGGACUGAGGAAGAAGAGGCUGGUUUCUCUGAUGCCAUUGCUGGAGUUCAUCACUUGGAGUUUGUUGAAAGAGGACAACAAGGGCAUGGUUCCUCACCUAUGGCUUUCAGCUAAGCAGCGCACCUGGAAAGCCGGCAUGCCACGAUACAUCCCUAAUUCAGUCUGGAGCUGGAUUGUCAGUGCAGCAGUGGAUGUAACUCUUGAUCCCAUGACCAGCCACCCCUGGCUGCAAAUCUCUGAUGACCAGAAGAAGGUCCAAGAGUCCCUAAAAGAAGCUGAUCUGCCCUUCAGCCCUCAGCGUUUUGAUUGCCUGCCCUGCGUCCUAGGCUGGGAAGGCUACAUGAAUGGCCGGCAUUACUGGGAGCUGGAAUUUGCAAACAAUGGUUACUGGAAAGUGGGGGUGACAACAGCUUCCUCAAAGAGGCAUGGCCGCUUUGCAAUUAAUCCCUCUAAUGGUUAUUGGGUCCUGUGGCGCAGCACACGGCAGUUCUUCGCAUGCACCAAUCCUGAAACUGCACUGCCACUCACGCUGCUGCCCCGGAGGAUGGGGAUCUACAUUGAUUAUGAGGAGGGACAGAUUUCUUUUUACAAUGCAGAGAACAAAUCACACAUCUACUCCUUCACAGGACACUUUCGUGAGAAGUUGUACCCUUUCUUUGCCCCGCUGGAUGGCAGGACCCUUAUGACCAUUUGGUCUCCUAAUGAACUUGCUAAAUUUUAACAACAAGGCUGAUUUAAAAAAUCAUCUUUCUUUCUGUGCUGCUAUUUGAAUAUCUAUACCUGAUUCAUGAUCCAUAAGCACAACGUUUAUUGUCAGGUUUUGUUUUGUGUAUUUCAUGUGCAUUCUUUUGUAUUAGCAGUUUAUUUUGCUCAUAAAUCUCUUGCAUUCUCCCUUCGUGUACAUAUUCCAAAACUAAAGAGCAACUAACAAGAUUCCUAAAACAGACCUUUUCAUUCGGAGAAUUCAAUCCCAUGGUGGGCUGGACCCACUUUAUGAGCGCUAUUAAAAAUACCACUUUUUAGCACACAGUUAAGAUCGCCUUCAUUCAUCCUAAUUGAAAUGCACCAUCAACACGAUUGCUCCAUCCAUGUAUCUAGAUAUUCUAGAGCUGUCUUUCUCUUUCUGUCCAUUUAUAUAAUGCAUCUAUGCAUGUUUUAUGUGGCUAAGUGAUCAUGGACCUAAGUUUAUUUGCUUGUCUGGCCAUGUAUUUAAGUAACAGUAUGUGUUUUUGGCACAAAAUAUUAUAUGGGAUAUGAUACUAUUUAGCUCAUUUGCCAGCCAUUUAUUUUACUGAUAGUAAAAGCAAUCAAUUUUCAUCUUGUAACCAUCUUAAUACAUCAGUAAAAUCAAUUACAUAUUUAUUAUAGCAAUGCUUGUGUGUUAAUAAUGUCUAUUAGAAGUGAAAACAUUCUAUUUUGUAUAGAUACUCUGGAUGAUUGUCUUAAUGAA